UGUCUUGGUAGUCGCGGCUCUGGCGAUCCGCACCCUCCGUCUGCGGCAGCGGGGGCUGGCGGCCCCGGCCCCUGCCCGGCCCCCUCCUCCAACCUCAUGCCUCAGCCCUAACCCCGCCGCCCUCCCCUGCGGGGGGCCUUUCUCCGUGCCCCCUGCCCGCCCCGUCCACUUCGGGCGCCAUGAACGACCAGUACCACCGGGCAGCCCGGGAUGGCUACCUGGAGCUCCUCAAGGAGGCCACCCGGAAGGACCUGAAUGCCCCCGACGAGGAUGGCAUGACCCCCACUCUCUGGGCUGCCUACCAUGGCAACCUCGAGUCGCUGCGUCUCAUUGUGAGCCGCGGGGGUGACCCGGACAAGUGUGACAUCUGGGGCAACACACCGCUGCAUCUGGCAGCUUCCAAUGGCCACUUGCACUGCCUGUCCUUCCUGGUGUCCUUCGGGGCCAACAUCUGGUGCCUAGACAACGACUACCACACGCCGCUGGACAUGGCUGCCAUGAAGGGCCACAUGGAAUGCGUGCGCUACCUGGACUCCAUCGCGGCCAAACAGAGCAGCCUCAACCCCAAGCUGGUGGCCAAGCUGAAGGACAAGGCCUUCCGCGAGGCGGAGCGGCGCAUCCGCCAGUGCGCCAAGCUGCAGCGCAAGCACCACGAACGCAUGGAGCGGCGCUACCGGCGCGAGCUGGCCGAGCGUUCCGACACCCUCAGCUUCUCCAGCCUCACGUCCAGCACCCUGAGCCGCCGGCUGCAGCAUCUGGCGCUGGGCAGCCACCUGCAGUACUCGCAGGCCACGCUGCACGGCACGGCCAGGGGCAAGACCAAGAUGCAGAAGAAGCUAGAGCGGCGCAAGCAGGGCGGCGAAGGCACCUUCAAGGUCUCCGAGGAUGGGCGCAAGAGCGCCCGCUCGCUCUCGGGCCUGCAGCUGGGCAGCGACGUGAUGUUCGUGCGCCAGGGCACCUACGCCAAUCCCAAGGAGUGGGGCCGAGCCCCGCUCCGGGACAUGUUCCUCUCGGACGAAGACAGCGUCUCCCGUGCCACGCUGGCGGCCGAGCCUGCCCACUCGGAGGUCAGCACCGACUCAGGCCACGACUCCCUGUUUACCCGCCCCGGCCUGGGCACCAUGGUGUUCCGCAGAAAUUACUUGAGCAGUGGGCUGCACGGACUGGGCCGCGAGGAUGGGGGGCUGGACGGGGUGGGAGCGCCGCGGAGUCGGCUGCAGAGCUCCCCCAGCCUGGACGAUGACAGCCUGGGCAGUGCCAACAGCCUGCAGGACCGCAGCUGUGGGGAGGAGCUGCCCUGGGGCGAGCUGGACUUAGGCUUGGACGAGGACCUGGAGCCCGAGACUAGCCCGCUGGAGACCUUCCUGGCCUCCCUGCACAUGGAGGACUUUGCCGCCCUCCUGCGGCAGGAGAAGAUCGACCUGGAGGCUCUGAUGCUGUGCUCUGACCUCGACCUCCGCAGCAUCAGCGUCCCCCUGGGGCCCCGAAAGAAGAUCUUGGGGGCCGUGAGGAGGCGGCAGCAGGCGAUGGAGCGCCCGCCAGCCCUGGAGGACACAGAGCUAUAACGGGGGGCUCCUCUCCCCAGACCAAAAUGAAUUGCAAGUUGCCACAACCUAUGGUGGGGUCUCGAGGUCCUCACAGUUGCCAGCUCUGCAGCCCCCUUCCCCAGGAGCAAGGACCAGUUGGGGCGACUCCUUUGAAAGCCUGUCCGCACCUUGAAGCAGAGGGUGUGGCCUGGAGACACCAGAGGGGCAAGAGAGUGUUCUGGAACUCCAGUUUUGAGGGGUCUUGAAGGCCUUGAGCCACCCAUUCUGAGUAGCCCUAAAGGACAUGUAGACUUGGGGGAGGCCUCUGCAGAGGGAGGGCAGGGGCAUCAAAACUGGAUGAGAGUGUGGGAGGUGGAUGCGGGAGGGCGUGACUGUCCCGGGCGCCGUGGCCUCACCCACCCCUCCCCUGAUGGCCUUGUUCUCUUGUGCUCAGGCCAGAGACUUGCUCACUACCUGCAUUGUUGUGAAGGGAAGAGUUUGGGCUGCCUUCCCUCCUCCCGUCCACCCCAGAGGGGAAGUUCCUCAGCCAGACUCUUCAGCCAAAUGCCCCAUCUUUCAGUCUGCACCCCAUCCCCCCAUCCCAAGCAUAGCCAGCACCCCCUCCUUCACCUAGUGGCCAAGGCCCGGAGCUGGAAAGCCAGGUUGGGGUGGGGUGGGGGUACUGAUGCCCUUCCCAGCUCAUCUAGGGGUGAAGCCUGGCCUGUCUUCCUCCAGCCUCCCCCUUUUUCAAUGUGCAGCCUGGCCCCCCAGGGACCCCAGAGGGCCAGGGCGCUAGAUGCAAGGUGCUAGACCAACAGGCUGCAGUAUUAUAGCCCCCAGGCCUGGCAGGCAUGCGCUGGGCUAGAGAAAGGCAUCCGCCAACCUCCUCAGUCUCCCAGGGCCGGGACAGGCAGAACAGGGUGUGGCUGGGUGUCAGGCCUGGGGUGGGUAAGUCCUGUGAUGUGGACACUGGAGAAAGUGGAUAAUCUAAACUGCAGAUUGUCCCCAGGUCACCAGGGCUGUGUGCGUGUGCAUGUAUGCAUGUGUGUGCGUGCGUGUGUGUACGUGUGUCGUGUGUGUGAGCUUGGGUGAGUGUGUGUGCAUGUGUGUUCUCGCAUACAUGUGUACGUGUGUGUGUGCAUGUGCAUGCGUGCGUUUGUGUGCAUGCAUGUGUGUGCAUGCCUGUGUGUGUGUUUGUGCAUGCAUGUGUGUGUGCAUGCGUGUGCGUGUGUUUGUGCAUGCAUGUGUGUGCAUGCGUGCGUGUGUUUGUGUGUGCAUGCGUGUGUGUGCAUGCGUGUGCGUGUGUUUGUGUUUGUGCAUGCAUGUGUGUGUGCGCAUGCAUGUGCGUGUGUGUGUGCAUGCGUGUGCAUGUGUUUGUGCAUGCGUGUGCGUGUGUUUGUGUAUUUGUGCAUGCGUGUGUGUGCAUGCGUGUGCGUGUUUGUGCAUGCAUGUGUGUGUGUUUGUGCAUGCAUGUGUGUAUGUGUGUGCGUGUGUGUGCGUGUGUUUGUGUGUGCAUGCAUGUGUGUGCAUGUGUGUGCAUGUUUGUGUGUGCAUGCGUGCCUGUGUGUUUGUGUUUGUGCAUGCGUGUGUGUGCAUGUGUGUGCGUGUUUGUGUGUGUGCAUGUGUGUGCGUGUGUUUGUGUGUUUGUGCAUGCAUGUGUGUGUGCCUGCGUGUGCGUGUGUUUGUGUGUGUGUGCAUGGGUGCGUGUGUGCACGCUCACGUUGGGUGGUGUUUGGUAGGUUUCCCUCCAGGUCUGGUAGGGACUGGGCUGUUGCAUGAUUCUGUGUGGAUCGGGGGUAAGGGAGAGCUCACCUGUGUCCCAGCCCUCUGAUGGUGGCGAGACCAGGGGAAAGGCCAGCUCAGAGGGUGGUCACAGCAUGUGUCCUCUGAUGUGUGCCCCCAAAGCUCUCUAGCCAGACUGAGGUCACAGAUGUGGGAGAGUCCCUCAUGAGCCUGCUGACGUGUGUGUGCCCCUUUGCACCCCAUGCAGAGCUGCUCUCCUCCUUUCUCAGCCAUGGCCCCCCAUCCCUGACCUCAGCUGGGAAGCAGCUCCUGCUGGGAGCAUGGCCUCAGCCCCCAGCUCCUCCCGGGGCCCCCGUGGCUGGGGCAGGGGAAAGAGAGCCCUCAAAGGCCUCUUUCUGGUCUGUCUGGGGGUUCCCAUUCCCACACACGUGCCCAGAGUAGGGGGCAUGGAGGAGAUGGUCCCUGUCCUACUGCAGGACACUGAGGGCUUGGCUGCCUGCCACCGCCGUCUGGAGCCCACCGCAGCUCUUCUCCCUGUUCUCUGGGCCUGAGCCUGGGGCCACCCCCAAGUGCCGACUUGUUUCUGCCAGAGCCCCAGGUGCUGCCCCUUCUCUCCCAUUCCUCGUCCAUUUACUGCCGCAGCCCCUCCUGGUUCUUCUGGUGCUGGGGUGGAGCAGGCUCUGCGCUCCCACCACUGUACCCCGAAUCCCUCCUGCAGGCUCAUUACCACUUUUGUAGAGAAUGUUCUCCAUCA
Molecule: messenger RNA, 4023 nt
Organism: Symphalangus syndactylus (siamang)
Lineage: Eukaryota; Metazoa; Chordata; Mammalia; Primates; Hylobatidae
Gene: USH1G
Product: USH1 protein network component sans
Biological process (GO): equilibrioception; sensory perception of sound; sensory perception of light stimulus
Molecular function (GO): protein binding
Source: RefSeq, a predicted model, not a curated record